Megalops cyprinoides (Indo-Pacific tarpon) is the source of this 1333-nucleotide messenger RNA. RefSeq names its product probable L-galactonate transporter. Gene Ontology annotation, molecular function: transmembrane transporter activity. The transcript is spliced from 9 exons. The coding region runs from base 1 to 1275 and encodes 424 amino acids. Gene Ontology annotation, cellular component: membrane. The record is from RefSeq and is a predicted model, not a curated record. NCBI's taxonomy places the organism in Eukaryota, Metazoa, Chordata, Actinopteri, Elopiformes, Megalopidae. Gene Ontology annotation, biological process: transmembrane transport.
AUGGCAGGUAUACCAUCCGUCAAGUUAUGUUUGUCGUUGCUGGACGCGAAAGGGACUCGCACCUGUAAGUGGGAUUACAAUGGCAACGGCUGGGAGUACCAGGUUAUGGCCGGACCCGUCUUCGUCCUCGUUUACACUUUCAUGGGGAUUUUCGUGGGUUGCCUGGCCGACGCUGCGAACAGGAAAGUCCUGCUGUCUGCCAGCCUGAUGCUGUGGAGUCUGAUGACCUGCCUGAUGGGCUUUGUGAGGGAAUACUGGCAGCUGGUGGCACUGCGCUUCGGGCAGGGCGUCGGGGAGGCUGGGUGCACGCCGUUUGCGGUCAGUCUGAUAGCGGAUUACUUCUCCGAGACGGCCAGGGGCUCAGCCAUGGGCUUCUACAACUGGGGGAUCUACAUGGGCUACAGCCUGGCCUUCGUCGUGGGGACCUACGCCACCCGGGCCGACAUCAUGGGCAUGGGCUGGCGCGGGGCCUUCCUGUUGUCCGGGUUACCGGGGUUUGCCGUGGCUCUGCUGGUUCUGGUGUCGGUCCAAGAGCCCCCCAGAAAGCACAGGACUGGUGAAGAGAGCGCCCCACCCGGCCAGAACCUGCUCCAGCGUCUGGGUCCCCAGCUCCGCCCCUUCCUGAGCCCCGCCCUGCUGCUUCUGUGCCUGGCUGGCUCUGUGAGGAACGCAGGGGGCUACGUUUGGGCCUAUAACGUGCAGAACUACUUCAGCCUGUACUUCCCCCGAGUGGAUGUGGGCCGCUGGCUGUCCUGGAUCCCGCUGGUGGGAGGCAGUUUGGGGGUUCUGUUUGGGGGGUUCGUCUCCGACCGGGUGGUGAAGAGGAGGGGCCUCACAGCCAGGGUGUGGGUGCUUGUGAUCAGCCAGGUCCUGGCGUCACCUUUCCUGCUGGGGGCGCUGUGGCUCUCACCUCCAUAUGCAUUCCUCAUGCUGAUUCCAGCUUACAUCAUCGGUGAGAUGUGGGUGGGCGUGGCGCUGGCCAUCGUGGUGGAGCUGGUUCCCUCCUCCAUCCGCACGUCGGCUGUGGCCGUCUACCUCUUCAUCAUCACCAACAUCGGUGGCAGCGCCCCCCUGCUGGUCACCCCGCUCAGCGCACUCUGCGGCCUGCGGGGGGCGCUCAUCCUGCUCUACCCCGGGGCGUACCUCACCGGGUCCAUUCUGUUCCUGGCGAUUCUGUGUGUCAUUCGAAGAGGGCGGCCCAAACCUGACAGUGAAGACUUAGAACCCCUCCUGCAGGAACCAGACCCGGGACCAGAGGACAAGAAGAGCACAUGAAGUCUGCAGUUACACAAUGUGCAAAAUCGUUCCCUUAAGCUGCGCACUUAUCUCCAUG